Corvus hawaiiensis (hawaiian crow) is the source of this 10196-nucleotide messenger RNA. It is a transcript of the gene LZTS3, whose product is annotated as leucine zipper tumor suppressor family member 3. Gene Ontology annotation, biological process: regulation of dendritic spine morphogenesis. Bases 629 to 2620 code for a protein of 663 amino acids. The record is from RefSeq and is a predicted model, not a curated record. Gene Ontology annotation, cellular component: dendritic spine. Lineage: Eukaryota; Metazoa; Chordata; Aves; Passeriformes; Corvidae. The transcript has 4 exons.
CAGUUGAGCAAAACAAGCUGUUGGACCCUCAAAACUUUCUCUGUGCAAAACCAAGCUGUCAGACCCCAAAAUUCUCAUUUGAAGAAAAACACCCAGUCUGACUCCAAGUUCCCUGAGCAAAACCAAGCUCCUGAAUCCCAAAUCCCUAUUUGAGCAAACCCCAAAACCUUCCAAAUCCACAAACCCCUAUUUAUGCAAAACCAAGCCAUCAGACCCCAAAAUCCCCAUGCGAAAAUAGAAAAGGCAAACUCCAAAUCCUUAUUUCAGCAAAACCCAGCGUCUGACCCCGAAGUUCCCAUUGAAGCUAAACCAAACCACCAGCCCCAAAUCCCCCUUUGAGGAAGACGGAGCCAUCCCUUCCCAAAGUCCCUGCCGGAGGUGGGCACAAAGAGUUAAGCUCCUGCGGGCGCCGUGGCCAAUCCCACCGAGCGAAGGGCAGCCCUUGGCCGCAGCCCAGCAGCAGGUUGCUCUCCGCAGGUAUUAUUUUGGACUUUUUCCCGGGAUACCACGCAGGGAAACAAUGAAUUUCGCGGUCGGCGCAGGAUGGGGAGCUGCAGGACGCGCCCCUGGGCUGCCCAGGUAAAUCCCGUGCCACUGAGCUGUGCCUCCACCUCACCCCUACGCUGCCAUGGCCACGCUAGAGACGCUGCCCGUCCUCAGUGACCCGGCCUACCCCAGCCCAGAGAACUUCCACGGCUUCGCCCCCCGCUAUUCCCAGACCAUCCCCAAGAGCGCCAUGGGGAGCGUGGGCAGCGGAGUGGCCAACGACCAGGAGUUCGCCAUGAAGAGCGUGGGCACCCGGACGCAGAGCAGUGGCCGGCAGACGGAGGGGCCCCGCAACAGCUACUCCACGCGGGAGAUCUCCAACCGCUACUCCGGCGAGGAGAAGACCUACAAGUCGGAGAAAGUCUCCAACUCUCUCUACAUCAACGGCGACCUGCGCAAGAGCGAGAAGGUGAAGAUGGACAUCUGCGGCAACGUGACCACCAACAACGAGAAGAACCUGCCGCCGCCUCCCCAGUACCGAGAGCCCAGUAACCCACCAAAGAUUUUGCCAAUCUCCGGCAAACUAGACCAGAGCAAUGAGCCCUUAGUUAGACCCUCAGCCUUUAAACCAGUAGUUCCUAAAAACUUCCAUUCCAUGCAGAACCUCUGCCCGCCGCAGAGCAACGGGAUGGCAGAGAACAGAAAGAGCUUGAACCAUGCCAACAGCAAUAGCCCGUCCGCACCCAAGGGUGGACUCGACAAGAGCAGCCUUAACAGGACUACAAACCAAGGGGGGGGGCUCUCGGAUUCGGGCCGUAACUCGCUAACGAGCCUGCCCACCUACGGGACGGGCUACAGCCAGCACGUGGGCCCCAUGAGCGCCUCCACGAGCCACAUCAACCGCAUCGGGACCACCUACGUGGAGAAGAACAUCGUGGGAUACAACGGGAUAUCUACCUCAGACAGCGGGCGGUCCUCGAGCAAGAGCACCUCGUCCUUCAACAGACUGAACCAUCUCAACGAAACGAUGCCUUUCCACUCGCCCUCGACCGACGACAUCAUCCAGGACCUGGAGGACCGGCUGUGGGAGAAGGAGCAGGAGGUGCUCCAGAUGCGGAGGAACUUGGACAAGAGCGAGGCGGCCAUCUUCCAGGUGUUCGAGGAGAAGCAGAAGAUCUGGGAGAGGGAGAUGGAGGACCUGAGGCAGAACUAUGCCAACAAGUUGCAGCAGGUCUCCAAAAAGGCGCAGCGGGCUCAGCAGGCUCUGCAGCUCCAAAUCUUCAAGCUCCAGCAGGAGAAAAAAAAACUCCAGGACGACAUGGGACAACUCCUCCAGCAACGAGAGGAGCUGGAGAAGAAAUUUGUGGCUUUCAAGAAGGAGCAGGCUGAGUUUCUCCCGAAGAUUGAAGAGACCAAGUGGGAGGUUUGCCAGAAGGCAGGUGAGAUCUCCCUGCUCAAGCAGCAGCUGAAGGACUCCCAAGCUGACGUCUCCCAGAAGCUCAACGAGAUUGUGGGACUGCGGUCGCAGCUCAAGGAAGGUAAGAACUUCCUACGGGAGAAAGAGGAGCAGAUCCUCACCCUGAAGGACUCCUACAGCUCCAAGAGCGUCAACCUGGAGAUCUGCGAGAGCGAGCUGCAGCGGAAGAUGAGCGAGGUCCAGGUGCUGAGGGAAAAGCUGAACCACUGUGAGCUGGAGGUCUCCGGCCUGAAGCGGACACUUGCCAGCAUGGGACCUGCGGGGCCUUUUGGCGGGGACCUCGGGGAGAAGCUGCGGGACCCGCUGGCCUGCGAGAGCGACGAGGCCAAGAUGCAGCGGCAGAGCGAGGACAGCGUGAACACCCUGCGCAGGGAGGUGGAGCGGCUCCAGACGGAGCUGAAGCUGGAGCGGCAGCAGCGGGAGCAGCAGGUGAUGGACUUCGAGGAGGAGCGGCGCACGUGGCAGGAGGAGAAGGAGAAAGUCAUCAAGUACCAGAAGCAGCUGCAGCUGAACUACGUGGAGAUGUACCAGAAGAACCAGCUCCUGGAGCACAAGGUCAAUGAGAUGAACACAAAGACCACCAGCCCCCCGCACACCGAGGAGAAGAAGACAUGGACUCCCUCCAGACUCGAGCGAAUAGAGUCCACCGAGAUCUGAGGAGGGACCGAGGCGACACAACGGAAUUUUUUAUUGCCGUGCAUGUACUACCUACUCAAGCCAGUGAUCUUCCGAAGGAUAAUGCGCUCCCGCUGGAGCGGUGUGAGCGUGCUCCCACCAGGCUCCAUCACCCUUACUCUCCACUUCUGUGCUCUGUAGGUAAAAUAACUGUGGAUGUGCGUUGGUUUUCUAUCGAUAAUGCGACAUCUUGUCUGGGUUUUUUCCUAGUACAGCUGGUGAGGGUCAAUUGGCUCUUUUGUAAUCUGCCCUGACUGUUACUUCACUAGAGGCUGCCACCCCCUCUCCUACAAUUCACCCUUUUUCGGUUGGUUGUUUUGGAGAGUUGCAUUCAGUUUCUUUGGUUUUCCACACAUUUACGUGCAGCGAAACAGUUCAAAGUGGCAGGUUUGUUGUUUUUUGGGGGUUUAUUUUUUCCAGGACGUUUUUAGCCACAUUGGCUAAUGGAGCAAAGCUCUCGGGAUCAUGAGCAAACUCAAGUGUUCUGCAUCAAGUAUCCUGUCUAGACGGUGGUCUUAGUGAAGUCAGUGCGAGCUUGGCCACUGAUUUCAGUGAAACCAGACAUAUCUCUACCAGACGACUCCCUCUUGCCCUGGUUGCAAGAGGUUAGGACAUCCUUGAGGAGCAGGAUGAGCCUGUCCUGGUAACAGAAGCCAACAAGGAAUGAUGUCCCAGCAGGAGCCUCUCUGGAGGCUCAGCAGAGCUUAACAUAUGCUGCGUUUUACACUUCCUUGUGGUUUCCUCCUGCAGUUCCACUCCUCUGCCGGGUUGUGACCAACCCCAGGAGCAGAAAUACCCUCCCACCUCUGCCUUGGUCCCCUUACUCUUACUCUAUACCCAAGCUGGCUACAGCAAGAAAAAAGCUUGGAAAUCCAAGCUAGUUUCCCUUCCCAAGAGCCCUCUUACUUCCCAAAGUCAAUGUAACCGAGGUUUGGGGAAGCCUCCAAACCCAUGGGAUGUUUAUGCAAACUGAAGCUUUAGCAAUCUGCCCCAAAAGUGGGCAAUUGUGCCACCCUGUCCCCAAACGAGUGACACCUUGGUGCACUCUCUUGGUCCAGGGUCUGCUUAUAAACAGCACUAGAGCCUCACUCAGGAGUUGCAGCGGAGGCACAGCAGCAUCACAGCUGGAUUGCAACGGUCAGCCUUCAGUAGAGCCAUUCCAAACAGCGCCCACAGCCAUCCCACGGGGCAUCCCACACUCCAGGGAUGGAGAUAACGCAGGCCUAGCUCAAGAAAAUACUCAGCUACUAACCCUGAGCAUGAAAGAAGUCAUAAGAGGGGGAAACGCUUAAGAUCACGCAAGUGCUUACGCCCUGGUAGAACCAUAAACCAAAUCCUAUGUGCACAGUCACCGAGGCAGCAAAACCCGGCAUUCCGCUUGAAAACGUGGGCAAAGUGAGCUUGGUCCUUCCCGUCAUGGAUAAUUUUCUACCACGAGUCACAAUAAAGAGAAGAAAAAUGUCGCAAAGUGGAGUUUGCACUGACUGGGUGGUGGCCAAAGGAUCAAUAGGAGUGGGGAUUUUGGCCCUUUGCCCGGGGGAGCAGCUAGAAGAGAAAAGUUGGAAUUAGCACAGGGACAUCUUGACAUGUCCAUGAGGUGACUCCAGGGAGAGUUUGGCCAGAUCACAUUUCAUGUGCAUACCAAGGAAGAACCUCGAGGCAUUGAGGGGCUGAAGACCUUCCAAACAAAAGCCUGCACAUUUUCCAUGUUCUGUCUCCCCAAAGCUCCCCUGUUCAUGACCGGGUCUGACCUUCAAUUUGAGAAUAAAUAUUGUUGUGGUGAGCUCCAGACUGAGCAAAGAGUGGAGACUGCAGUUAGUCCCACCAGCCCACGUCAUCAGGCAGAGCUACUGGCCAGGAGCUGGUGGUGGCUGCCAGAGAUCCCUGGAGCCAUUGAAAAGGGAGAUGUGCAACAAGACCAGGGCAUUUCAAGAUCCCAGCUGAUGGUUCCUGUCUUUUCCCACCACUUCUGCCCAUGUCUUUCAACCCGGAGGAAGACAUAACUCAUGGAAAACACAGGGGCAGCUCAGGCUAAGCCCGUCUCCCAGAACCAGCCAUAAAAGGGGGAUUAGGUCAGGUCUGACUCAUGAUGGGGAUGGGGAACAGCCCCACUGUGAAUCCUGAAGAUGCUCCAGCACUCUUGGACAUCAGCCUGUGCACCUCACCGAGGAAGGAGUGCAGCUGCCUGCCAGUGCCACCCAGCAGCAGACUUUGCCAUGCCCAGGGAGACAUCUACAUGGCCCUGGCCAGGAAAAUCCCAGAGCUUCCUCCAUGUCAUAAUCCAGGCCUUUGAGACAGAGUCAAACAUCCCACACUGUCAGGGCUGGAGAUCCCCAAUCCACCAUCUCAGCUUUCUUUUCACAUCAGAGAAGCCCACGUUGUCCUUCUAUCCACAGCAGGUGUGUGGUGUCUGUGCCUGUGAAGAUUUCUCACCUCGGAGGAGGAAAGGCCCACUCCCUCCACCUUCUUCACUGCAUCACAUCAAUCCAGAGUUUCAAUCCAUAUGUCAGAGACCUCGACUGUGGACAUUCCCUGGAUGACAGAGCCUUGCAGACACCCAUUAAGACACUCUGCUGCUGCUGCUGCUGGUUUUCCCUCUCUCGGGAUUCUCCCAGGAUCCUCCAAGCACCUGGCCGUCCUGCCGAAACCACCCCAGCUGUGCUGCGGUGACAGAAAAUACAGAUGGUUUUGGGAGCCAAAGUGCCACAAAGGAUUCCUGUGCUUCAGGAUUCCUCCCCACAACUGGGUGUGCUGCUCCCCAUCAAGUUGUCUCCCCUGUGCCAGCCCUUUGCUCAGCAAAGACGGCGCAAAAUGAUGGUGGGACACCUGGAUUCCUGUUGUUUGUGCCCAGGUGGGAGCUCACCUGGCUCCUUCCAGAUCUUAACACUUUCACAAGUUGAUGAAAUCUCCCAUCAAAAGCUUCGUUGAGGCUCUGGGGUCUUAGCCCUGGAUUAGGACAACCAAGGGGUGCCAGGCUGGCAUUUGGGUGACAUAUCCUGGGAAUGGUCAAGGAGGCUGACAGCGUGUCUCUUGGAGGCUCAGGCAGGGCUGAUGAAUUGUUUCUGUCCCAUGGAACUCCACCCAGAGUUUGGGCUUGACCAUCCCCCAGCUCUCUCCUCCACCUUGGAGCUAGUGGAAUUCAGCGUGAUGUCCUGGCUCAUAUGUUAUUCUACAAGUCCUGCCCCCAAAAUCCUCUCUAACUUGCCAUUGGCCACCACCACAAGCUAUGGCCACGAGGAUGUCAGCUCAGUUGCCCACGCAUGGGGUCCACAGUCAUUAGAGAUGCUCUGGGAUGCCUGACACUUGCAGCUGGGCAAUAUGAGCCAAGAUUUUUGAGAGAGCCAGGCCAGUGGUGGGAAGUCCUGGAGCACCUCUGGUGUCACAGGAUCCCAUGUACAGAGCUCAGUCAUGCUCCAAGCACAUCCACACAAUAAACAGAGGAGAGGACACUGAUCAGCUCCAGCAGCUUCCAUCCAUGAGGAUGUGGGCUAAGCAAGCUGUCCUGCUUCCAGGGAAGGUCUUACUCUGCUGUGAGCGGGGCUGCUUUGCUCCACCACCAUUCCAAGGCUGGCUGCUGCCGCUGUCCCAGCAACCCAGCUGGGCUAAUUCCAGCACUCCCCUCUCACCCCCAGGGUGAACACCACAACCAGGGCAUGUUGUUGUGCCUCACAGAGUUCCACUCAGCUCCUGCCAGUCUGGUGGCAGCCGGUGACCCCAAUCCUGCCGUCACUGGUGGUGGUCACUCGCCUCCUGGUUUCCACGCUCCAGAGAGGAAUGGAAUUGUUGCUCUUAUGCUGUUGUACAGAGAGAAGUGUACUUGGAUGUAAAUAAGAGCCCAGCUCUGUAUGUUGAUGAUUAAACGGAGACAAGAAGGCUCUGUGGCUUCUCUGUUGGCGAGUGGGGCCGAGUGCUGAGUGCUGCACACGGAGUGCUCAGCACCCCGACCUGUGCCUGGCUGCAGUGGGAAUCAGGGCUUCAGCACCUCCCAGGAAAGCAAUCCACCUGGGAUUAGCUCAGCCUGGUGUCACUCUGUCCUGCUUUGAUGCUUGCUGUCUCCCUGAGCCAGGUUUGCAAUUGCCCCCUGGUUAAGGCUGAAGUCCCCUCUGCCCCUCUGGUAUCACACCCAGACUCCAUGCAGACAGUGGCUCCCAGAGGUGUCCCCGCUGAGCUCUGCCCAUGGAAAGGACCAUCCUGCUCCCCUUCUGCCCCUUGCAGUGGCACUUUAUAGCUCGCUCAAGGCAGCGAGCUCACGAGCAACAUGACCAAAGAUCUCCGGAGAACACUGGGCUGCAUGCUUGGAGCUGCGUCCUGGCUUUCCUGGGGAGAGAUGAGGCUGGUGUGGGCUGGAAAAGGUGAAUGAAAGCUGGCAGGGGGCAUGAUUUCCCCGUGUCCCACCUGGGAAUGUUUGCAGGUCCAUAAGGGCCUUUCCUGUGCGAGAUAGGACAGGAUAGAAAGGAGUUCCUGGGUGAGGUGAUCAUUCCCAGUUGGUUACACCAAUAUCCUCCACAGCCAUACCAAUUAGCUCCACACAUUUCCCCUGGAGAAUGUGGACCAGGGGCUGCCCCUAGGAGCUGGGAUGGAUGCCAUUCCCUUUCUUCUUGAGGAGAAGAGAGGAUGCAUGCCAAGCCAUGCAUCCUCUUGUCUUCAGGCAACUUCAUGCCUCUCAUCUUCAGAGCAAUAGGUCUCCUCUAGUUUAGCAGCAGACAUCACUACAGGGUCCAGUCAAUUGUUCUGGCUCAGUGGGAAUUGCCCAGGAAAAUGAGCGUCCUGAAAGCUGGUGGUCCUGCUGGCUGCCCCCGUGGUGUCCUCUCCCCAGCUCACCCCAGGGCAUCCUCAGCACCCUCCUUAUCAAGGAAACAAAUUGCAAGGUGAAGGCAGAGUGUUCUUCGCUUCUCCUGCUCAGGGUGCUGAAGGCAUCUCCGCCCACCUUUGCUCCAUGAAGGCUCCUGGACCUGGCAGGAGGCCGGUGGGAGAUCUGUGCUCCUGCAGGUGGGUGUUCGGGUGGGUCUGGGACUCGGGCAGAUGCCUCUCACUGUGCCUCUGCUCCCCAGGUGUGCUCAGCCUUCUCCACACCAUUCCUGGGAUGGGAGAGAGCCCAACUCGCCGUUAAUUUAACCCAAACCUUCAGCUUAAGCCUUGAAACCCCUUUAUAAUUCACUGAUCACCAAGACCCCUUGCUAAAGAUCUGUUCAUGUGUUGCCUGUGCCCUGCUACUCCUCUGCUCCAGCUCUCCAGGCUCUCCUGCCUCCUUUUAGAUAAUUCCCAUCCCAUUGGAGCAGUCAGUGCCUCUCCCAGUACUCUCCCAUCUCCCAUCUGGACAAGCUGGAGCUGCAGCCCGCACUGAGAAUGGGUUCUCCCAACCCUGCUCUCAGGAGCUUUCCAGAACACUGAUCCCCUCCUCUCUGACAUUCCCAUGGCAGCUCCAUCAGCCCUGCUUUACCUCCAAGGACAACCUGGCUUCCUGCUGAAGGACAUUCCCAUGGCCUGCAAUCCCGUGGGAUCAUUGCACGGCGGAUUCACACCAUCACCACCCAGCUCUGGGGCUCCCUGGUCCUUCCACCUUCUGGAAAAUCAGGGGUCUGAGGGUCUUUGAGGUCCAUAGGGACACGCAGGAUCCCACAGUGUAUCAAGGGGUUGGGAUCACAUCCAGCUUUUUGCAGGUGUUGGCUUCCCAAUAGGAUGUUCCAUGCUGGCAGUGCAACUGCUGUCAGCACCAAGCUCCUGUAUUUUCAGGAUAAUCCUCUUCCCUGGUUCUCCCAGUAACGGGGAUCGUGUCAGGUCUGGAGCCUGGGACCAGGCCGUGUCUCCACAGCUCUUUCACAGAUCUAUUUUCUCCAGCAGGAAGUCUCUGCUUUCUGUCCCAAAGCAAUAGGUUUUUCCAGGGAGAUUUAAAAGGGACUCUUCCCAACUCUGACACCUGCAGGCAAGCCAACAUUCCCGUGAAUACCUUCACAGCUCCAGCCCCGGGCUCAACUCCUUCGGAAAGGGAUGCGAGGUCCAGUCUGGCUCUAAAUGACCACAGUGUUCUGAGCUUGGUGGCCCCGUUUAUCCGGAGAGUCCAAAGCUUCCCACAUCCAGCAGGCCACCAGCCUGGGUGCCCAGGAGGUGUGGCCCAUCCUCUCCUGGUGCCCAUCCCACGGCUGUCACUGGGUCCCUGCAGCGGGUCUUCUCCAUGCAGGAGCCACUGGGGUGUCUGAGCUCACGGAGCCACAUUCGGUGACAACCAGUGGGACACUGUGGCUCUGCCAUUCCUGAGAGCCAGGCUCGGAGGAGAAAGCUCCCUUUUCCCCCUUUCCUGCGACUGAAAGGAGCAGAACACGUGCGGGCAGAGCUCCAGCACCAGCGCAGGAGCGUCCCAGCACCACCCAAUGCUGCACACCUGGCCAAUGUGUCUAUGCAGUCCCUUCCCAGGCAGCCGUGUCCCCGCAGAGCCAGGGACCGGGGCUCCUCCAAGGUGUCUUCGUUUGCACUCUCCGGGACCUGGUAAUCGCUGUGAGCCCAGAGGAGCCGCCCUGGCCUUGGCCUCGCUCCGGGCACCACCACGCUGGGGAGGGUUUUUCUCACCCCAAACCGAUGCACGUCGCUGAGUCGUCCGUUCUCCAGCAGAUCCAUCGCUGUCCCCCCAAACCCCAGCUCCCCGCAGGGAGGAGGGCGGGUUGGGCGAGGCUGCUGUCCGACUUCACCAGCAAUAAGAGGAGCUCCACCGGCGCCGGGCCGUGCCCCUCUGCAGGACCUCCUGCGUGAGACCCCUCGUCCCAUUCCGGACCUCCCCGACUGUAAAUUCAAUCCCAGCCUUGUGCUUUCUUCCCUCUCGUUUCCUGACGCCUCGGUGUCUCUCUCCUUCUCUCUCCCUCUCCUCUCUCUCUCCUCUGACUGUGAAUUCAAACCAGAAGUGUUCUGAACUCGACUCCGUUACUGUUCUGUUUCUGCGUCGACUGUUGCCGGUUCUCCGAACUGCGUCUCAACUUUGCAAAAAAAAAAAGGAAAAAAGAAAAAAAAAAAAUCUUAAAAAAAAAAUCUAAAAAAAAAAAAUUAAAAAAAUUAUAUAUAUAUAAAAAAAUAUAUAUAUACUUAAAAAAAAUAAUAAAAAUUUAAAAAGAACUCCAUAAAGUCGGGUGUCUCUCCUGUCCACGUGGUCACUCCCAAUCACCGUUGUCUUGACUUGGCCUCUGGUUUAAGUGUGUUUAAAGACAAGAGGUUGAACAAAAAAAGGAAAAAAAAAAAGAAAAAAGGGAAAAAGAGGUAACAUGCAGCAUUCUGGGAUUUUUGUACAGCAAAGGUGUAUCUGUUUCAGAGGUUCUUGUUAAAACUCUACCACACUUCCCACUUCCCUGCUGGUCUGUUGUAUGUUCCCUUUGGGUUACCCAGAUGUGAAGAGCUACUGCCUUUGCCAUUUUCUACGGUGAAUAUACAAAUAUAUCUGUACAGAGGUAUGUAUAUAUAUAAAUAGACAUGCAGAUCUAUAUGUAUACGUAUCUCCAACUCUCCUCUCUCGACCUGACUGUGAAGGAUUUUUAUUGGGCAAAAUAAAAUGGAGAAAGGCCCCGUUUUAAAAACA